Messenger RNA from Motacilla alba alba, 821 nucleotides. It is a transcript of the gene SUSD3, whose product is annotated as sushi domain containing 3. Gene Ontology annotation, cellular component: plasma membrane. Lineage: Eukaryota; Metazoa; Chordata; Aves; Passeriformes; Motacillidae. The transcript has 3 exons. The annotation marks the transcript as partial. The record is from RefSeq and is a predicted model, not a curated record.
GGCAGUCAGGAAGCAGGGCAGGCAGCGGGCAGGUUAGGCAGGGUGGGAAGCGAGGGGCAGGCAGUCUCUGCCCGGCGUCGCAUCCCCGCCUGGCCGCUCGUGAGGGGGAAGGGCCAGGCGAAGCCCCGGGGCUAUCAGGGCACUGCGCUAUCCCGGGCCCCGAGGCUCCGGCGGCGGCCCGGCUGCGCCAGCUCCGAGUGGCCCCUCCUCUCGCUCCGCUGCCCCUCCUCCCCCGCCCCGCGGGUGUCGCGGAGGGGCCGCGGGGCGGGCGCCCGGCGGGGCUCCACGGGAUGGGCCGUGCCGCGCUGCUCCCCGCGGCCCGGCCCCGGUGGAGGGCGGGCGGCUGCGGGUGCGGUGCACCUGCCGGGCGGCUCGGUGCGGCGGGGCUCGGCGGCGCUCGGCGGGGCCAUGCCGGCCGCCACCACACCCGGGCUGGACGCGCCGCGCACCUCCGCGCUCGGGCGGGACAGCGGCGGCCCCCGCGGAUACACAGGGCAGUGCAGCCGCCUCCUCUCGCCGCAGCUCGGCUCACUGCAGGUCCUUCACGGCAACGGCACCGAUGUGGGAACAGUGGUCACGUUCCAGUGCUCCGCCGAGCACCAGCUGGAGGGAGCGGGCAUCGUCACCUGCGUUUGGAAAGGGAACAGCACGCAGUGGACAGCCGGAGUGCCCUCCUGCAAGCGUAAGCCAUAUCAAAAUACGAGACUUUUGGCUUUAAGGUCGCAGUGAUUGCCUCCAUUGUGAGCUGUGCUGUCAUUCUGCUGAUGUCCAUGGCCUUCUUAACUUGCUGUCUGAUCAAGUGUGUGAAGAAAAGUGAGAGA